GGCACACUUGGGCCACCGUACACAGGUCCAAUGUCUCCACAUUCGUAACGAUCCCUUUCCCAAAGUCGGUUUUCGACCCCAAAACAAAACUCCAACACUUCUUCAGUUACAACCUUCAAAAGGGCCCUGAACCCUAGAUCUAGGCUCGACAGAUGAAUGCCUGCUUUCAUUAAGCCCGGCUGCGACUCGCGGCAUCGCUUUGCCUGCAAAGCUCUCUUCAGAGCUCUUCUUCGCACGGGCUACCGUGUGCCUCUGCCUCAUGAUGUCGCUACCGCUCUAGACGAAAAGCAAAACCCUAUUCGUGCCCUCAUUCGCAAUGGCUUUCGCCGCAACAGCUCCGAGACCAGCUUGCGCCUGGUCAAUUCGGCACUCAACAAAGGCUACCGCUUCCUCGAACUGCUCACCCUCGCGCGCGACGAGUCCUCCCCCGCCCAUGCCGACGUUCUCCGAUUUCUACGCGAAAACAAUGAGCGCGUCCUCGCCAUACGAGAGAAGAAGCGCCAAGAGGCCGAGAAAUUCAAGAAAUUUGCGCCCAACCCCGACGCCAUCCCGCUGCUGACCAAGAUACCGAGCCCCAACGGCAAAGGACCCCCGACCUUUGUCCCUACCGUGCGUCCGCUGCCGCUGGAAAAGCUGUCCGGCGGCGUGCGCAAGUUGCCUACCCUCGACGAACUCGGCGGCCACCCGUUUCUGCGCCUGCGCAAGCCGCAAUCCGAAUACCUCGGCCGCGUGCUCCGACAGAAAUUCCAGCGACGCCAGCGAUGGGCCGAAAAGUACCACGAGCUUGUCAGCGAAGAGCUGGCCGACGCGGAGCAGGAGGAUGCCUGGGACGACAUGGUGGAGGACAUGUUGCAGGGCGAGCCACAGCCGUGGGAAGAGCCGGGGUACUAUGCUACAGACGGUGCGGGCCGGCAGCGAUGGACGCAAAGCAAGCAAUCGGCUAGGCGGGCGCGGACGAGCCAUGGGUCGUAUGCGCACGCUGUCAAGCUGGCUAUGGCAGACAUCGAGCUCAAGCAGAAACGGGAGUGGGACGAGAUGAUUGCCAGGGGUAAGGCGUUGUGGAAGUUGGUGCUGGAGGAGAGGACUCUGGCUGAGAAGGAGAAGAAGAGCAGGAAAAAGAAGGAAAAGGUCCAAAGGAAGAGAGAGAGGAGGAGGGAGGCGAGGAGGUUGAGGAGGAUAGCAAAGAUGAAGGAGACUCUACGGCAGUGGAGAGUUAGGACUCAGGAGAGGAAGAAGAAGGAAGGGGCCGAGAGGAAAAAGCUACAAGUGGAGCAGGACGCGUGCCAAUUGGAAGAGGCAAAGUCUCCAGAGCUGGUUACUGUUGAACAGGAGGCUGGGAAAGUAGAGACUGAAGACAACACGCCUGAGGAGGGACGUCUAAGGGGUUCACGGGCAUUGAAAGCAACCCGCCAACCUAAGAGAACCAAUGUCAAGACAGUAGCGGAUGUGAAGGAUACCGAAUCCCCAGCAGUACCCGUAGAACCGGCAAAGGAACCCGCAGCAACCUUGGAAGAGACAUCAGCAUCUCUUGAGGAAAAAGAAUCGGAAGCGGACCCAGUUGAGGUACAACUUCAGGAGGAGCCAACAUCAGCUUCCCCAGCGCCCAAGAAGAGAGGAAGGCCAAAGAAGGUGGAUUUCGAGACCCUGGCGACGGAAUCGUCUACCGAGCCAGAUACCACAGCGCUAAAGAGACGAGGCAGGCCACAAAAGGCGGUAACCCCUACCGAGGAAGAAGCUCCAAAGAAGCGCGGUAGGCCUCGGAAGGCAGUAGCCGCCACAGAGGAAGAGGCAGCUCCAAGAACCUCAGCUCAAAAUGCCGGCGCUUUACAUGCCGGCGGCGUUGCGCGCGACACUUUCCCACCGACGGCCAUCCAUCCAACUGGACAAAAUCAGAUCCGGAUACUACUGUGAUUGUAUGUGCUGAUCCGCCUUCAGCAGACAGCAUACAAUUGGCCCCAAUUUCACCUCAGCUUUUUUCUGAUAACUUGGAGGCUGAGCCGCCCAGGAGGAGGGAAACACCAGGGAUGUGGGCGGAUGCAUUAGAGGUCCGUUAAGAGGCAAUUGGCUAGCUGAAGCUGAAUUUAGAGAAGAGGGAAGACUCUAGAAGGAGAUAACAGGAACGCUGGCGGUGGAAUCUGGAGCUUCUCAAGAAGAGAGGGGGGCUAAAGAAGGUCACGACGAUACUCUGCCAACACGAGCCUGUUGCUGCUCUUACCACUACCACCCCGAUUUAAACAGCUUCAUCCAUCUUUCCAAUAACCGCCCCAGCGGCAACCCUCAGAAAAAAAACAGCAGGAGCAAACGAAAGCAACUCUUCCCCUCCGAAGCCGCAUCCAGCCCUUCCUCAUCUGCUCCCAAUACAAAUACCACAGCUACCAUUACCACUGGAAGCGUACAUGCGCCGCCAACCCUAACGACCCUCUCGACCGGCUUCUGCAAGCAUCGCCACCCCCUUCAAAGUGUCUCAUCAAGCAUCCCACCAAACUCACGAACAAAACCAUAGCCUCAGCCGCCCAAGCCCUGGGUAUAAACAUGGAAAAUCAAUGUACCAUAAAAUCGACGUCCAAUUCAAAGGUAAGGCUGUCGCACAUGAACGUGACAUGAAAUGGCUUGCCGAAGUCGCUUCAAGGGUCUCGAAACUGGGUAGUUAAGAGGAUGAACGGUGUUGUCCGCCACCAGCACCGCGGAAGGUACACUACGGAUAUGUGGGAGCGGAUGCUUUGCAAGUAGGUCGAGAUUGAUAGACCCCGUCUCUCUGAUCCGGACUUUUUGGAAAGACGCCCGGUUACUGGCCAGACUCAACGCCGGAGUCGCAGGAGAUAUUGAUCAAGGCUCUAGACUAGUGUGGUACAGGCUGUGUUGGAUUGAUUGGUGGUGUGUGGGAGUUUUAAGCCUAUGGGAUGGGUAUGGCAGAAAGGAACAGAGGACGAGUUGGUGCUAUGGUGUGGGGAGGUGAUGGAAUUCGGGGAAAACGGAGAAGAAGGAGGAUUUUGAGUUGUGGGAAAGACAGCGGGAGGAAAAGAAGAAGAAGAAGAGGUAAGGGGUUGGGAUCUUGAAUCAUAUUCUCUGAGAGCGGAAAGGGGAGAAAGAGAACCGUCCGAUAAUCCGUAGGGUAUUGACUGACCGGAUGUUUCGACGGCACUAAAGCUACAGAUUCCAAUGAACGGAUAACUCGUGAUGAACUUUAACUGUAACAUCAAGUAGACAAAUGUCUCCUUAUCG
This is a messenger RNA of Neurospora crassa OR74A, 3222 nucleotides long. RefSeq lists its product as hypothetical. The transcript has 2 exons. Gene Ontology annotation, molecular function: DNA binding. Lineage: Eukaryota; Fungi; Ascomycota; Sordariomycetes; Sordariales; Sordariaceae. The record is from RefSeq and is a predicted model, not a curated record. Bases 157 to 1911 code for a protein of 584 amino acids.